Molecule: messenger RNA, 2979 nt
Organism: Odontomachus brunneus
Lineage: Eukaryota; Metazoa; Arthropoda; Insecta; Hymenoptera; Formicidae
Product: mitochondrial glutamate carrier 1-like
Exons: 9
Coding region: 1198-2142 (314 amino acids)
Biological process (GO): L-glutamate transmembrane transport; malate-aspartate shuttle; aspartate transmembrane transport
Molecular function (GO): L-aspartate transmembrane transporter activity; L-glutamate transmembrane transporter activity
Source: RefSeq, a predicted model, not a curated record
UUUAUUUAUUUUACUUUACUUACUUUCAUAUUUAUAUUUAAUUUAUUUACUUUCAUUCUACAAGUCUCAUUCUUGAUGUUCCUACGUGACUCUGUGUGCUUUUCUAAGUAAAUAUUAUACUUAUCCAUUUCAAAGAUAUUCUACUCUAAUAUUCUAUCUGAACUCCAAUUAUUACAGAUAAGAUAAUAGUUCAACAUAAUAGUGAAGAUAGUAGUAAACACGAUAACACUCCCUCCAAGACCUUUCGUUUCAAUUCAAAGAUAGAAACGUAAAUACGUUAUACAUAACACAAAUAUCUAAAUAUAUUUUAGAUGUGCUUAAAAGAAUUUACUAUCUUAAAUGAGAUAAUAAGACAUGCUUCAGACGUCUUUAAGACAUCUUUUAGGAAUUUGUGCAGUCUACGAUAGAACAAACUGUCAUUUAAAGUUGGGAUUAAUAAAAUUAUGAAAAAUAAGAUGAUAAUACAGUGAAAAAUAAGAUAUAAUACAGUGUAAUUAAAUUAAUUAUAAAAAAUGGAAUAAUGCAGUGUCAUAAUUGAAGUUUCAAUUCUAUUCCAUCCCAAUUUCUCUAGGUCGUUAUAUAAGACAUUGAGAAGGAACAGGGCGAGACCAAUUUACAUAGCUUGGCCGCGAGAUUGACGAUUUGCGUGUUCGCGGUGAUUUGCGAAUGUGAGAGAUGUCAAUGUCCGUUAUGACGUGACGGCCGAGCUCGAGGUCAAUCGAGUCAAUUGAUAUUGCAGUCUUAAAAGGAAUAAAUUUCCCCAGCGACACGAACGUGAAUUAAAAUGCAUGAUUAAAUAAUCUCGGGUGGCACACGCUUCAUCAUAAAACUUCAGAAUCUCGGAAAAUUUCUUAACUUUCUUGAUAUAUAUCUUGAAUAAUCGAUUUUUAAACAGCGCGCUCUACUUUAAAGCCGAUUUCCAGUAAAAAUAGCUGAAAAGGAUAAUUUUUCCUUCUUUUUAUUCAAGCUAUACAACAUUUUGUGUAAUGAUUUAUGUAAAAUUUCUCGCUUCUAUUAUGUUGUAUCUUAACAACGAAUCAACAACAAGGAUUCGUUGUAUCUUAACAACGAAUCCUUUGUCUAAUUUACCAAUUGAUCAAUUGAACGUGCUGUAGCAAUUUUCUGAAGAAAAUAUAAAGUUACAGCUCGCGACUGGCAGAUGUUCCAUAAGGUGUGGGACUCCAACUCGCAUUAAACAUGGCACAGGACAGCCCCACUCCGAAACCUGCGGACCAAUUCAAACUUAUACCGAAAAUCAUAAAUGGCGGCAUUGCCGGAAUCAUCGGGGUGUCCGUGGUGUUCCCUCUCGACUUGGUUAAAACGAGAUUACAAAAUCAAAUUAUCGGUCCACAAGGCGAACGGAUGUAUAAUUCAAUGUUCGACUGUUUUAAAAAGACUUACAGAGCUGAAGGCUACUUCGGAAUGUACAAGGGAUCCGCUGUUAACAUAUUGUUGAUUACUCCCGAGAAGGCAAUCAAACUUACUGCCAAUGAUACAUUUAGACAUUAUCUCUCACCUGGGCCUGGACAAAAAUUGCCAUUAGUACGUGAAAUGCUCGCCGGUGGCUUGGCGGGAGCAUGCCAAAUUAUCGUAACCACACCGAUGGAGCUACUCAAAAUACAAAUGCAAGACGCUGGCAGAGUUGCCAUGGCAGCUAAAGAAGCGGGUAAGGCUAUACCAAAAGUAUCAGCUUGGUCGUUAACGUUGGAUCUACUUAGGAAAAGAGGUGUAUUGGGACUGUACCAAGGAACUGGUGCAACAGCACUCAGAGACGUGACGUUUUCCGUUAUUUAUUUCCCUCUAUUUGCCAGGCUGAAUGAUAUCGGCCCGAAGCGAGAGGAUGGAUCAGCUGUGUUCUGGUGUUCAUUCCUUGCCGGGUGUGCCGCCGGCUCAACGGCAGCAUUGAUGGUGAAUCCAUUCGACGUAAUCAAAACGAGACUGCAAGUUAUCAAAAAAGCACCUGGUGAGCCGACGUACAACGGAGUAUUAGACUGCAUAACAAAAACAUUCACGAAUGAAGGUCCAAGAGCAUUCUUCAAAGGCGGCGCUUGCCGUAUGAUUGUAAUAGCACCGUUGUUUGGUAUUGCACAAACUGUUUAUUAUCUCGGCGUAGCCGAAUGGCUGCUGGGAUUGAAGAAAUGAAAUCGCCAUAUCGCCGACUCGUGCCGUUCAAAUACUCUGGGAAAAUAUUGACAAUAAUCGUUGUAGAUGUAGUUGUAUUUCGGCUUGAGAUUUCCGUCGCCGAGAUAAAAAUGUUGUUAGACGGAGCCUUGUUCGCUUGUUCUAUACGAAAAAAAAAAGAAUUGAAAAUGAGAGUGCGUUCGUGAAAAUUGCCGUAAUUCUCGUAGGUUGCGGGUUACAUCGGAUUCAUAGUUUAAUAAGAUAAAAUUCCUAUCUUUCAUGUCCUUACUUGCGCGCGUGGAUUAUAAAGUAAAUAUAACUUACUAUCGAAGUAUCACGAAGUCAAUGUACAUUGUGUUCUUGCAGUGUGAAAUUGCAACUAAUGCGUCAAUAGAUUUGUCGAAAAAUGGAAAGUCGCUAUUUAAUCGGUAUUUAUGUCGUUGCAUUUUUCGAUGUAAUAGUGGCUUCACAUCUUCCUCGUAUUUUGCGAACUGUGUAUACUAUGCGAGAUCCUGUGUCCACGAACUGUAUCUAUCGAUAGAACUGUAAGUUUAUUGGGAUCCUCGUUGUUGCAUCCACCAGACUAGCCAGUCAAUUAUAAAUAUAUAUAUAUUAAAACAGAUUUACCGUGAUAUUUUUUUAAACAGUGUAGAAAGAAAGGAUAUUUUAUUAAUAGUAUAGAACAUUUUGUUAAGGUUUCAACGAAAAACUUAUCGUAUACUUACCGUAUACUUGUUAAUUAUUCUUUUUAAGUUUUCUCUUGUUACAUAGACACGAGGGUGUAGUCUUUAUGGCCAUAUGUAACAUAACAGAAAUAUUACAAAGUAUUUGAAGCAAAUACUAUACAGCUCUUCCUUC